AUGAAAGUUAAAAAGGAAGAGAAGAAAAUAUCAAAACAAGACAACACGAUACCCAAAAGUAAAACUAUAGGAAACUCUAAGAGAAGAAUCCGCAAUUUCAAGACAGCAGCAUCUGGGAAGUCAAAAAGCCGAAGAAAUAUUAGAUUUGAUGAUUCAUCAUCAAAAGAUGACCCCACUAACAUAAAAGACAUUUGCCAAGAUCAUUACUUGGACGAUAUGGAUCCAAAGAAUUCAUUUCUACAAAAAUGA
Acanthoscelides obtectus is the source of this 249-nucleotide messenger RNA. The record is from the annotation of a GenBank genome assembly. Lineage: Eukaryota; Metazoa; Arthropoda; Insecta; Coleoptera; Chrysomelidae.